UUCCCUUUUCCUGUGUAAACUCUUUCGGCCGAUCCCAAGAGGAGGGGCCGGGGACUCCCGAGCUCCAGCGGGAGCGAGGUUGCUCAUUCGAGUUUGGCUUUCUGGCGUCGAGCUCCAAACUUCCCGGAACGCCGCUAGAGAUUAAGCGACCGUGAGGGCGAAGGGAAGGAGCGGCUGCCCCGCAGAAACUUAACCGAGCGUAGGAACGAUCUCUUCUUUCGGUAGCUGGAGAGGAAAGAGCCUCUCCACAACAUGGGCCUCAUGGAGUGGCUGCCUUUUGGCGUGUACGGUCUGGCGCUCGCUACCGCUCUGGCUUUCGGGGCGUUGUGUGCUUUCGGCAGGAGGAAAAGGCUCACUGGAGAGCCUCCCUUAAUAAAUGGUUGGAUUCCUUUCUUGGGAGAGGCCCUGAACUUUAGAAAAAACGCUAUUGGUUUUUUAUUAACUUUGAAUAAAAAACAUGGAGAUAUUUUUACCGUACACAUGGCUGGCAAAUAUAUUACAUUUAUAUUAAACCCCCUCCAAUAUCCUGUUGUGACCAAGAACAGCAAGUAUCUGGAAUUUGAAGAAUUUGCAGAUCAAUUAUCAAGCCAAGCAUUUGACCAUCCGCCGGUUAUAAAUGGGAAAUGCCCUGACCUAAAUGAACGUGUACACAGGAAUUAUCAACAUCUUCUUGGCAAAUCAUUGGACACACUCUCUGAUAAUGUGAUGAGGAACCUCCAAAUUAUAUUUAAAAGAAAGUUUUCACAAAUGGUAGAUUGGGAGAUGGGAAAAAUGCACAAGUUCUGCUUCUCUAUAAUAUUUGAAGCCAGUUUUAAAACAUUGUUUGGAAGGGAUCCUCAUAAUGAUGGCUAUAAUGUUACUGAUGAAAUUGGAGAAAAAUUUCUCAAGUUUGAUGCCAAUUUUUCCUAUUUGGCUCUAAACAUACCAAUCGUAUUGCUGGGAGCAACCAAGAAGAUCCGGAGAGAACUCCUAAACUUUUUAAACCCCAAAAAGAUGGAGAAAUGGUUAGAUGUUUCUGAAGUGGUCCAAGACAGAAAAGAUAUAUUCGAAAACUAUACGGUGCUUAGCGAUUAUGACAAAGCAGCACAUCAUUUCACCUUUCUGUGGGCCUCGGUGGCAAACACAAUUCCUGGUGUAUUCUGGGCGAUAUAUUAUCUGUUGAGGCACCCAGAAGCUUUUGCAGUGGUGCGUGACGAAAUUGACCAUUUGCUGCAGUCAACAGGUCAAGAGAAGAGGCCAGGAGACAGCAUCUACCUCAGCAGAGAACAAUUGGACAACCUGGUCUACCUAGAAAGUGCUAUAAAUGAGAGCUUGCGAAUGUGUUCCUCGUCAAUGAAUAUCCGUAAAAUCAAAGAAAAUUUUAUUCUCAGCUUUGAAGAGAACAAUGAAGUCUGUUUGAGAAAAGGAGAUUUGUUAGCAAUUUUUCCUCCAAUUCUGCACAUGGACCCUGAAAUCUACGAAGAUCCUCAAACAUAUAAAUUUGACCGCUAUGUGGAGAACGGCAAGAAGAAAACAACCUUCUUCAAACAGGGAAAGAAGUUGAAAUAUUUUCUAAUGCCAUUUGGCUCUGGAAGCAGCAUGUGUCCUGGAAGAUUCUUCGCAAUGAAUGAAAUUAAAGUCUUUGUGAUUUUAGCAUUGGUUUAUUUUGAUAUGGAUAUAAUAGAAGACAAACAACUCGGACAGGGCAAAGAUAGAAUAGGCCUUGGUAUUUUACUGCCAGAUUCUGACAUUAUUUUUCGUUAUAAGCUUCGGUCUUAGUAGAGAACCUCUAUUGCUUAUAUAACUAUCUUACUCAAAUCAGUCUUUUAUUAAAUGUAAUGUAGCAUUUGUAAUUUAUGGGUGUCUUUACAGGUUUACUGUACUUUCAUUGAUAUUAAGUGUUUAAAAUAUUAUCAUAGACUGUGCUUUUCUGUGCAAAAAACAAUGAGAAGCAGAUAUAAUCCAUGUAAAUUCUUUUUAUGAUACGAAUUCUAGGAUCUAAGGUCCCACAAGUAAUUCUGACUCAUCCAUGGAUCCAUUGGUCUUCUAAAGAGAAUUGGAUACUAAAACUAAAAUCCUAAACAUCUUUCUGGGAAGAUAAAAUCUACUCAUCCUGGAGACACGUAAUUCAGAGUAAACAUAAAUAAGGGACACUUUUCCUGUUGAUUCUGGAAAAAUUACAAUAAUAAGUAUUGCUUCUAUUGCCAUCCUGAGGCAUAAUAACAAGGAUUUAAUCUUUCAUUCCUACAGUCUCACAAAAAAAGUUAAAUGUUUUUCUGUGCCAAGGUACUUCUGUUUUGUAGCCAACAGUUUCCCUUCUACUGAGGAGUCUUUCACUAGGUGACAGCAUUUGGCAAAAGUUGGGAAACUUGCUAAAAAUAUAGAUAAACUCUGACAAACCCCUUCCCCAUCCUCUUUAUAUAUUCUCUGUAACUACUUUGGUAUGAAGAAGAUGAGAACUGCUCAAAAGACCCUCCUUAUAUGGAUACUGCAAUAAAGCAAGAUAGCUUAAAAAAUACGACCAAAAGAGGAAAAGGUAUUUGUCUUCAUCUCAGCCAGGCACUUCAUUGUGCAGAGAUGAAGAGAUUCUGCUCAUCAUGGAAAGAAGGAACACGAUUCUCACUGACGCAUUUUAUGAUGCUUCAACACUUUGACCAGUUCCAUAACCAGAAUUGGUUCUGCACAUAUUAUGCUUUUUUCCCCCUUCUCUUCAAUCCUGCCAAAUUCUUAGAGACUCCCUGGACAAGUCCCUGCAGUUUACUUGGCAAAGUUUUUUCAGAAAUAAUUUCCCAUUGCAUUCCUCUGAGGGCUGAGAGGUAGUGACUGACUGAAGGGCAUCCAGCUGACUUUGUGCCCAGGCUGAGGUUAGAAGUCCCAGUCUCCUGAUUUCUAGCCUGAUGCCCUAACCACUACACCAAACUGUCCCUAUAUAUGCAGAGAUUUUUAGAAACGGAUACGUGGCCUUACAAAGCAACUUCAUACAAAUGUUUUGUCCAAAACUCUAUAUAGCUCUAAUAGAUUAUCAGCAAUAUAACAUAAUUUAUGAAGCAUUGACUAAUUAGAUAAGCUACCUGUCUGUGCUAUUGGUACUCAUAUGUGGGAGGAAAUAAACUUUUUUUUAAUUAAUCUGUCAGAUUUAUUCUAGGUAGUGAUGGUGCACACUCUAUGGGCAAAUGCAUUGCAUAGUUAGUUGAAGCUCAAAAUCUAGUUAUUUUUUUACAGAAUGAUAAGCAAAAGUAACAUUAUUACAAUGUUGUAUAGACGUGCUUGCAGAAAUGUCAGUUGUGAAACAUACCCUACAGUUGUGAGGAUUCGUCCUUUGGCAACUUUUUGAUAUCAACUGUGGGACGAAUUAAAAGCAGUUUAAAACAUGGCUUGCAUUUCGAUUCAAGUUGUGAUUUUACAUUUUGAAAUUGUAAAUAUCGUGUGUUGCAUGAUAAAAAUGUAAUGGCGCUUUGUUAAAUAGGACAGCAAUACAUACGCCAGAACAAUCACUGCUCUAUAGCUGAUAUGUCUCUCUGGCAACCAAGAGAAGACAACACUUGUAAAUGUACAACUGAGAUCUAUGAAAAGGUACAGUUGACUGCUACUUGAUGCUCAAACUUUCACCGGGUAUAGAAAAAAAAAAAAGGCAAGUGAGAGGCUAUGUCCAAACCCUGCACUACACUAUAGACUUGAUCGGGGUAAAAUCCAAUUUUUUCCCUACCUGUUCUGUGGGCAUGGCAGGGAAAGGAUAUUGCAAAAUCUCCAUUCCCACCCCACUCUGGGGCCAGCCACAGGUGGUAUUUGCCAGUUCUCCGAACUACUCAAAAUUUCCGCUACUGGUUCUCCAGAACCUGUUAAAACCUGCUGGAUUUCACCCCUGGAGUUGAUGGAUCUUCAAACAGAUUUUUCUGCAAUGUUUAUAACAAAGUCGUAUUCGAGAAGAGCAGUUGUUUUUCUUUUCAACUGGAACUAAUAAAUUGGUGCAAGUUCUUGCAGCCGAUCUCCUCCCACGUCUGUAAAAUAAUUCUCUGGUUUGGGUUUUCCCCAGUGAAGCUACUCGUGACCAAGUAGCAUCAUUCUUCUAGAAUUGACAGGAUAAAACAAUACAAAUUAUUAUUAAUGAAAAUGAUUAAAAGGAACUCUUCUUUCUAGUUUUAAACCCUGCCGGUCACCCUUAACCACAACACAACCAUAUCCUGACAAUAUCAUUGUGAAAUUGCCCUUACUCUAUGCCCAGGAACUAAGUGAGACUUAGAUACACUGGAAUAAAACUAGUAUUUUCCUUUUUAAGGUGACAUUCUUCCAUCAUAGCUUCAUGAUGGAAUAAUGAAUAAUAAUGCUUUAUUAUAAUCAUAUAAUAAUAUACUAUAUUAUCUUGGAACUAUGGUCAGAUGGAAUCUUCCUAAGAUGGCAUUCUCAGCAGUUUUUUUUUGUUUGUUUGGUUUGGUUUUUGCCAAAACCAGACAGCUGGUUUUGUUGUCAAAGCUGCCUCUUUGGCAGCAUGCUUUGAACAGGACCUACUAGGAAUGAGUCAAGAUAACCAUUGGGUGACUAUGGACCUACCUGAGAUUAGAAGGUAGCAAUUCUCAGUGGGAGGAGUUGGAAAGUAGAGUCUCUAUCUAUUCCUUUCCAGCUGUCUGCUGUUUUAAGAACUUACGGUGCUUUUCCUGUCUUUGAGAGGAGCUGUUUAUGACUAGCUUUAAAAGUUUCAGCUGUAAAUUUUAACUGCUAAAUAUUUUGGACUAUAUCAAAAUUGUCAAAAUGCAAGCAAUAUAUCAAGACAAAAUUUAUUGGGUAAGCUGGGCAGAAAGAAUACUUUUCAAUUUAUAAGUUCAACUUGAAAAUUUGGCUAAAAAGCUUGAUAAAGUAACAAUGGUUUUAGAUAUUGGUAACCCAAUGCAAAUAACAGUGAUUUACAAUUAGAUGGAUUAGAAUGUAAUUUGAUGCUGGCAGAUCUGAAAGAUGAGGUGGAUUUAGGAAAUGCAAGUUGGUUAGAGGACUCCAAGAAAGGUAUGAUAAAGACUCAAAAUUGAUCAGUAAUGAGUUCGACUUUUUGAAGGAAAUUGGGGAACAGAUUUAUUAUACCCAGUUGGAAAACAAACGUUAAGAGGUGUUAUGUUACAAUUUACAGGAAACUGUUUUGUGCAAUAAAUGCUAUGGAGAUACACACAACAGAGAUUUCUGCCUUUUUUUUUUUUUUAAUUUGACUUAUAUGCCGCCCUUCUCCGGAGACUCAGGGCGGCUUACAAUGUGCUCAGCAAUAGCCUCCAUCCUUUUGUAUAUUUAUACAAAGUCAGCUUAUUGCCCCCACAACUGGGUCCUCAAUUUACCUACCUUAGAAAGGAUGGAAGGCUGAGUCAACCUUGAGCCUUGGCGAGAUUCGAACCUGCAGUAAUUGCAGGCAGCUGGUCUUAAUAACCAGCUUAAUAACAGGGUGCCUUAGACCACUGUACUACCAAGGUUCUUUGGGGAAUAAAAUCCAACUGCUAAAAAACAUCCCAAUUCAUAUCUUAAAGGAAAGCCUUAUUAUUAAGAAUCAGUUGAGGAUAUUUGAUCCUGGACAAAUCAGAGACAAUGUCUGUGGUGAAUUAUGGUAGACCAGAAGCCAUUGUUGACUUUCUGCAGGUGAAAUACAAUAAAUGGAUUGUUAACAGAAGGUUUUGAAGUGUAAUUUAACUGUUGGUUUUACCGGUUAACUAUGUUUUCAUAUAGCAGAUAAAUGUCAAGCUAAGUGGGUUAGGUAAAGAGAGUUGUAGAAAUUUAUAAAUUGUGUGCCUCCUUUGCGAGGCAGGAACAGGUAUUAUUUUUGAACUAUAUCAGUAUCAACUAGGGGAGACAAUUUAUGUAUAUGUCUGUUUUGUUUUUUUCCUUUUAUGCACUUUUUUGAGGGUAGUCUUGUUUAGCUUUGUUUUGUUUUUUCCCCUCUUUUUUUGGAGUUUGAAUUUUAAUAUUUUGAAUAAAAUAUUAAAAAAUGAGAAUCGGGGAAGUGUGGCCAGUUGAACUAUUGUAUAUCAGAGGUGUGCUUUGGGUAUGUUGAGAAGGGUUGGUGCACUCUCAUCCCAUUGGUUGUUAGCUAACUUCUCUUCCCGCUGAUUGUUGGCCUACUUCUGCCUUGGUUGAUUGUUCUCACCAUUAGUACGUGGCUUUCUCCACUUCUUUCAUGCCCAUCAACAUCCUUCUUUUCUGUUCUGGAUAUCGACUUCUCUCCAGGCUUCCUAAAAGGAAACAAGGAGAGCAGAUCCCAACUAUUUUAUAAGCAGAAGAAAAGAGGGCAUGUUUUCCCCCCUUAAUCUGUUCUAACAGUAUUCUGAAAUGGAACUUUAUUUUAGUUUGUUACAAUCCUGCUUUUCAUGAUUGUAGUGUCCACAUUAACUUGCUUAUGUGUUUAUUUGCAAUUUCUCUAUAUUUGUCAUUUACAAACACCUGUUUCCUCUUCUAUCCAUAAGUGGAAAUAAGAAACCUAGUAGUUCAGCAACCAGUUAGUUUCAUUCACUCGGGUUUAUAGCAGGAUUCAAAUAUUUAAAAGACACAACCUAUUAGUUAAAACUAAAUACUGGUCAAGAGGGAGGCUGAAGAGGAAAGCUCCAGGAACAGAAAAAUGGCUUCUUUCAAGGGAACGUUUUUGGCCUUAAAUCUAUAAUGGGACACACAAAAUCCUAGGGCUCCAUCAAACACAGCUUAAAAACUCUGCUUUGUGGGGCCUGGCAAGUUGCACAAUCAUAGGACCUGCUUGCCUUCUCUCUGGCAUCCUCCAUACAUUUCUUUAUUUCACAUUUUUAAGACCUGGAAGAUAUCUAGAAAUUUAGGAGAAGGUAGACAAACCAGCUUAGAGAAAAAAGGCAGUGACCUGAAAGCCCAGGCCUGCUCCUUUUGCUGCAGGGCCCUGAUUUAUGUAUGCUUUUUCAUUCAGAACUAGGAUGUCUUGAGACAAAUCAGUUUCCCUCCGACAAACGUACACUCAGAAGCCAUUACAAGAUUGUUUGGCAAUGUCUUGGAAGGGCAGGAAAUGGCAGUGAAGAGAGCAAAUGUUAUGCCAGCAUUGUUUAAUGCCACCUCAAGCACAGAUAGAAAAUACUUCAGUUUACUAUUGGGAAAAGACUUUCCUAGUUUCUUAAGAGUACUGGUCAGCAUUCCACAAAAAAUGAAAUCAAAUGAACAUCUCUUGAAGAAUCAUAAAGAUGGAAUAGUCCAAAACAGAAGAAUUAUAGAAGUUUUAUGUACUGUACAGUACAAUAUAUUUGUUGCAAUCUUGGAAAUUGUUGUCCUUAAUGAAAUAGGAUUAACUAGUGGUUCCAGACUAAUUGGUAAUAUUAAAAGAAGUAGCCAUCUGCUAAAGAAUAAAUUCAAUUCAUUUUCAAUAGGUUCUAUUUCCUUUGGCAAUGGAAAGGAAAUAAAUUUGAACAAUUUCAGUGGGACCUAUUUUCUUUUAAAAGUUUCCAGGAUUGUUUCCAGGAAGUUAAGCAACCUUUUAAAAUUCAAAAAACAGUGAGAUUCGGAUAUGUUAGGUUUUAAUAGGAGAAUUAAUUACAUUAAUUUUUAAUUGAUGUACAGCUGGCCUAUUAGGUUUUAUAUUAGCUAGACUAUGCCCUGUCAUUUUACCUUUUUUUACCCAAACCAGGGGCAGUGGGGAUAUUCUUUACGGAUUGGCAUGAGUGGAUCAUAUAUUUGUAAUGGUCAAAUAAUGCAAUUGUUUUUUAAUUUACUAUUUUUGCUUUAAUAUAGGACCUUUUACAUUUUAUGCAAUAAGUGCUUGACCUAUACCUAUUCUAGUUUUUAAACUGCUGGUUGUUGUUGUUUUUUUUAUUGUACCAUGACAAAAUAGUACAAUUAAAUAUUUUUCCUAAAAUAUAUUUACAAAUCUAAUAGGGGGUUGUUGUUUUUUGAGACACUAAUGUCAUCUCUUAAUUCCAAUUAAUUAUCCUGCUGCUUCUUACUAGUUUGUUAUAGUUUGUAUAACAACAAUAAUGUACACAAUUUCAGAAAAAUAUCAGAAAUUAUAAAACAAAAUGCAGGGUUAAAAAAAACUUGCUUGGUGAGCACAAUGAAAUAUACAUACCGGUACAUAUAUACGUACAUACAUACAUACAUACAUACAUACAUGCACACAUGCAUACAUACGGAGGGAGAGAGACAGAGACGAAGACCAAGACCAUUUGGUGUAGUGAUUAUGGCAUCAAACUAGAAACUGAGACCAUGAGUUAUUUCCAACCUUAAGUACAAAGCCAGCUGUGUAGCCUUGGGCCAGUUACUUUUUUUCAGUCCUAGGAAAGAGGCAAUUGCAAAUUACUUUUGAAAAACCUCAGAAAACUACAAGGCCUGUCCAGAUAGUCUCCAAGAAUCAGAUAUUACUGAAUGCAAGGGGAAAAAAUGGUUCUAUAUAUAAAAUAUCUGUGUUCAAUUGUUGAAAGAAAGACACAACUUUUGGGCUAUGUCAUCCAUAUGCAAAUAACUCCUUAUUCUAUUCCUCUUAUCACUUCAAAUUCAAGUAAAACAUUGGAAGAGGUGUUCAACUUGUUGCUGAGUUUUUUUUUUAAAUGACAUUUUGUCUUUACAUACUUUUUGACACAUUUUAUCCUGUUUGCUCUAUUCUGCUUUUCCAAUUUUAUGUCCUUUAAAUUUGCGUGUGGAUUUAUGGCAUGUACCCAUAUAAAAAUACUAACUUGGAUACUAAACCCACUUGGAAAUAUUUGCUUGUAAAAAAUGUAUUUAAAAAACUAUUGCUAGGGAAGAGCACCGUAUAUGGGAUUAAAAAUCUACCAGAUAGAUCGCCUACUUUGCCUCUUGUAUGAUGUUUCCCAGUGAUCACAUAUUGGACAACUAUUGUGUUUGUUAUCUAAGACUUUCUGAUAUACUGUUAGUAUAUUUAAGAAAUUUCAAAAUUAACCAACAACUUGCGGUUCCAACUAGACAACAAUAAUUUACAAUUCCAACGAACAUAUUGAUGAAGAUGUUCCAAAGCUAAUUCACUCUGGAGUCCUUGGAUUACAAAGUCAAUGACUGAAAUAGAAGUGGCCCAUCAGGAAUUAUAAAUCUAGUCAUGGUCAGCUGAUUAACAGCUUCUUCUAGGCCUGGUGUCUUUGGACCAGGCAUUGUCUCUCAGCCUAAAUUACAUCAAGGGAUAAUUUCUGCAGGAAUAAUUUUGGAAGCGGGAUACUAAACAUAUCACCUAAAGGUCCAUGAAGAAAAGGUAAUCUAAUGAACUGUUCUUCAUAGCACUUUGAAGUCAUGUAGCCAUAUUAUUAUAACUGAUGUGUGCUAGAUGAUGACAAAGGAAAAACCUACUGCAUAACUUUAUAACAAUUGGCACAUUGACCAAUAUUUUGAAAGCCAGUGAAUGUUGACUAUUUUAUUAACUUCAAACAUUAAUAUCGCAUUAAAAUGUCAACUUCUGGUGAAUUCUUAAUAACUGUUUUAUUUGCUCUUAAACCAUAUAUGGUAGAAAUCCUCAUUAGUAACAUCUAAUAAGAAAAACUGAUAUUUCCCUGAAACAAUACAUGUCUGAAUAAUUACAUAUGACAUGGAGGUAAAGAUCAUUUAACUUUCAUUUCAAGAUAAUCAUAUGCCUACAUAUUUCAAAUAUCUCAAUGUCUGCAAAAAUCACAUGGUAUACAAUAUUCAUAUUGGGAAUAGGAAACAUCCUGGUUAAAGAUUUUCCCUGAAAUCAUGAGGUUUCAUAGAUUAUCAAAUGUAUCAUAGGAUACAAAGCUUUUGUAUUUCUCUUGUAAACUUCUGGUAAGGUACUCAUUAAUUUGGGAAAAGAUAGAUUUAAAACAAUGAAAACGUCAUAAUUCGGUACCCAUGUUUUUAAAUUAUAUCAGGUUAUUACCAAGAGUAAUGAAAUCUAUUAUGUUUAGAUAUUAAUGCAGUGUUCUAAAUCGUGAUAUAUUUGUACCUGUAUAAUUUUGUAUAAUAAGAAUAAUAUACUUGAAUUAUAAUUUGAAAUCCAUGUAUAUUAAAGGACUAUUACUAGAAGCAGAA
Molecule: messenger RNA, 9942 nt
Organism: Pantherophis guttatus
Lineage: Eukaryota; Metazoa; Chordata; Lepidosauria; Squamata; Colubridae
Gene: CYP7B1
Product: cytochrome P450 family 7 subfamily B member 1
Biological process (GO): cholesterol homeostasis; bile acid biosynthetic process
Molecular function (GO): iron ion binding; heme binding; oxysterol 7-alpha-hydroxylase activity
Source: RefSeq, a predicted model, not a curated record